UAGGACAUUGCCUCCACUUAGAUAACAUUUUUGUUGAUUUCUUGAAAAAUCCAGUCUAGAGAGAGUAUAUACUUUGCAUUUCUUUCCCUAGUUGCUCAACUUGGGAAAAAAAAUAUCCGACCAAAACCCUUUGCCCGUCCAAUCAACUACUUUUGGUGUAUGCAUCCCUUCUUCAUUUCCACAAAAACCCCACCUCAAACAUCACCAUAUACACCACCAAACACAAUUGUUCUCAUCCUCUCUCUCUCUCUCUCUCUCUCUCUCUCUCUCUCUCUCUUUGUGUGUGUGUGUGUGGAUGUGAAUUUGAGCUUUUUGGUCUAGGUGAAAAUGGGCAGAAAGUGCUCACAUUGUGGAAACAUAGGUCACAACUCAAGGACUUGCACCAAUUACAGAGGCGGUGGUGUUGGUGGGCUAAGGCUUUUUGGAGUUCAACUUGACAUGUCUUCUUCCUCUUCUACUCCUCCAUCUUCCAUAGCCAUGAAGAAGAGUUUCAGCAUGGAUUGCUUCUUGUCUUCUUCUCUAGCCUCGUCGCCAUCGCCUUCGUCUUCGUUAUCUUCGUCGCGGAUUUCCCUCAAUGAAAAUUGUGACAAGGCUUCUCUUGGCUAUCUUUCUGAUGGCCCCCAGGAGAGGAAGAAGGGAGUCCCAUGGACAGAGGAGGAGCACCGGACGUUUCUGUCCGGACUAGAGAAGCUCGGAAAAGGCGAUUGGAGGGGAAUUUCCAGAAACUUUGUUACCACCAGGACUCCAACCCAAGUUGCCAGCCAUGCUCAAAAGUACUUCCUCCGGCAGGCAAGCCUCCACAAGAAGAAACGGCGUUCAAGCCUCUUUGACAUGGUUGGAAGUAGCAAAAUAGAAGCUGAACAGCAAGUUAACAACUCAGAUGCCACUCCAAGUGAACCUCCUCUUCCACAUACCAUACAAAACGAUCAAGAAAAUGACUACAGCUCCCUGCAGCUAUCAUCUUCUCAUCACCAGGGAGUUCCCUUUUGGCUAUUUGGAUCAUCACCUAAUUCGCAGCGAACACAGUGCGUUUCUUCGAAUCCCGUUCCAGAUUUGGAGCUCUCGCUCGCGGCUCCAAGGCCGAGCGAUCAAGCCACAUCGUCAUCGAGUCCACGUCUAAUAAGACCGAUCGGCGUUAUCUGACAUUUGAAGGGGAUCCUGCUAGAAUUACCCUUUGUGGUCACAUGAAGUCCAUCUCAGAGAACAUGUUUUUGUAAUGGUAUUAUUAACAGCACUGCCAGUAUCUUUGUAUCAUCCAAUGUAUCUAUGUAUGUAUUCUUUUCCAAUUCCAGUGGAGCAAAUCAUUCGAUGAUAGCUUAACUGAAAGCAUUGGAGAAAAGAACCAAUCAUUUCA
This is a messenger RNA of Rhododendron vialii, 1354 nucleotides long. Its product is annotated as transcription factor MYBS3-like. The record is from RefSeq and is a predicted model, not a curated record. Gene Ontology annotation, biological process: response to ethylene; response to gibberellin; response to auxin. Lineage: Eukaryota; Viridiplantae; Streptophyta; Magnoliopsida; Ericales; Ericaceae. The coding region runs from base 328 to 1143 and encodes 271 amino acids. Gene Ontology annotation, molecular function: DNA binding; zinc ion binding. The transcript has 3 exons.